AGGAGUUGAAGGAUGUGGCUUGUUCUGUUUGGAUGAUGCAGGAUUGCUUUAAGCAGUAAGCUUACUGUUUUCAGAUGGCAUUAGCAGCAUCAGUGAUAUAGCUGUGUCAGCCUCCUUGACUACUGGAUGUCUGUAAUCGCGCAGAGGAAACUAUAUUUAAGAUCUGAUAUCUUGAGGGUAAUGACUCCAGGACUUACUGACGGACAGAAUGGCUGUUAAUGCUUUCUUCACUAGCCCAGAAGAUUUUGAAAGAUAGAUGGGUCUGUGAUGUACUUUUGUAAGACAGGAAAUGCAAUUUUUGGGGGUCUCUGGAAAUAGAAAGGUCAUGCAGCUCGGAACCAGUGAGACAUUACAGUCUCUAAGUCAUCAGAUGGGGAAGCUGAGGCACAGAGAUUAAGUGACUUUCCCAAGGCCACACAGCAAGUCAGUGGCAGAUCCAGGAUUAGCGCUCGGGGACUUCCUGGAUCCCUCUCCCAUGCUUUAAGCAGUAGACCACAGUGUUCACUGGACUCAGCAAGCAACUCAUUGCAAUAAUGGACAGUUCCAAGGACUCAUACCUGAGAAAUGAUGAAGAGGCUGUUGUGGAUAGAGGUGGAACUCGCUCCAUUCUCAAAACACAUUUUGAAAAGGAAGAUCUGGAAGGCCAUCGAACAUUGUUCAUUGGAGUUCACGUGCCACUGGGUGGAAGAAAAAGUCACCGACGCCAUAGGCACCGUGGACAUAAACACAGAAAGAGAGACAGAGAGCGAGAUUCAGGAUUAGAAGAUGGGAGAGAGUCUCCUCCUUUUGAUACCCCAUCACAAAGGGUGCAGUUUAUUCUUGGAACAGAAGAUGAUGAUGAGGAACACAUUCCUCAUGAUCUCUUUACUGAGCUUGAUGAAAUUUGUUGGCGUGAAGGGGAGGACGCAGAGUGGAGGGAGACAGCAAGGUGGUUGAAGUUUGAGGAAGAUGUAGAGGAUGGUGGAGAGAGGUGGAGCAAACCGUAUGUUGCCACACUGUCACUUCAUAGCUUGUUUGAGCUGAGAAGCUGUAUCCUGAAUGGCACAGUUCUUUUGGACAUGAGAGCUAACUCCAUAGAAGAAAUUGCAGAUAUGAUUCUGGACCAGCAGGUGGGUUCUGGGCAGCUCAGUGAGGAUGUUCGUCACAGAGUGCAUGAGGCAUUGCUGAAGCAGCAUCACCAUCAGAACCAGAAGAAGCUGAGCAACAGGAUCCCAAUUGUGAGAUCCUUUGCUGAUAUUGGAAAGAAGCAGUCUGAGCCCCAUUCCAUGGAUAAAAAUGCAGGUCAGAUUGUUUCCCCACAGUCUGCUCCAGCCUGUAUUGAAAACAAAAAUGAUGUGAGCAGAGAAAACAGCACUGUUGACUUUAGCAAGGUUGACCUACACUUCAUGAAAAAGAUACCACCUGGAGCUGAAGCAUCAAACAUCUUAGUUGGUGAACUAGAGUUCCUGGACCGUGCAGUUGUUGCUUUUGUUAGGUUAUCUCCUGCAGUGCUGCUUACAGGACUAGCUGAAGUUCCGAUUCCAACAAGAUUUUUGUUUAUUCUUCUUGGACCACUGGGUAAAGGGCAACAAUACCAUGAGAUUGGAAGGUCAAUUGCAACACUAAUGACAGAUGAGGUGUUCCAUGAUGUUGCUUACAAAGCAAAGGACCGCAAUGACUUGGUGUCUGGAAUUGAUGAGUUUCUUGAUCAGGUUACUGUUCUCCCUCCUGGAGAGUGGGACCCAACGAUUCGAAUAGAACCACCUAAAAAUGUUCCCUCUCAGGAGAAGCGUAAGAUCCCGGGAGUGCCAAAUGGAACUGCAGCCCAUGGGGAUGCAGAACAACCUGGAGGACACUCUGGACCAGAACUGCAACGCACUGGAAAAUUUUUUGGAGGUUUGAUUUUAGAUAUAAAAAGAAAAGCUCCCUUCUUCUGGAGUGACUUCAGGGAUGCUCUCAGUCUGCAGUGUCUGGCAUCAUUUUUGUUUCUCUACUGUGCUUGCAUGUCUCCUGUCAUCACAUUUGGUGGUCUGCUUGGAGAAGCAACUGAAGGUCGUAUAAGUGCAAUAGAAUCGCUGUUUGGAGCAUCCAUGACUGGAAUUGCCUACUCUCUCUUUGGUGGACAGCCUCUCACUAUACUUGGCAGCACAGGACCAGUUUUAGUAUUUGAGAAGAUCUUAUUCAAAUUUUGCAAAGAGUAUGGGUUGUCGUACCUUUCUCUGAGAGCUAGCAUUGGACUGUGGACUGCAAUCCUGUGCAUCAUCCUUGUUGCAACCGAUGCAAGCUCCCUAGUCUGCUACAUUACCCGGUUUACUGAAGAAGCUUUCGCUUCUCUUAUCUGCAUCAUUUUCAUUUAUGAGGCCUUAGAGAAGCUCUUUCAUCUCAGUGAGACAUAUCCAAUCAACAUGCAUAAUGAUUUGGAUCUGCUGACUAAGUACUCAUGCAAUUGUGUGGAACCAGAACAUCCUAGCAAUAAAACCUUACAAUACUGGCAGGACUACAAUAUAUCUGCAUCUGAUGUGCCAUGGGGGAACCUAACUGUGUCAGAAUGUAAAAAGUUUCACGGAGAGUUUGUUGGACGAGCCUGUGGUCAUCAUGGCCCUUAUGUUCCAGAUGUCCUCUUUUGGUCUGUCAUCUUAUUCUUUUCUACGGUAACACUGUCAUCCACACUGAAGCAGUUCAAAACUAGCCGAUACUUCCCAACAAAGGUACGAUCUGUUGUCAGCGAUUUUGCUGUCUUUCUCACUAUUUUGUCCAUGGUUUUAAUUGACUAUGCCAUUGGGAUUCCAUCACCAAAACUUCAGGUUCCAAAUGCUUUUAAGCCCACCAGGGAUGAUCGUGGCUGGUUUAUUACUCCUUUGGGGCCAAAUCCUUGGUGGACAGUGAUAGCUGCUGUAAUUCCGGCCCUGCUUUGCACUAUCCUUAUCUUUAUGGACCAGCAGAUCACAGCUGUCAUUAUCAAUAGAAAAGAACACAAACUAAAGAAAGGAUGUGGAUACCAUCUCGACCUACUCAUGGUGGCAGUCAUGCUUGGAGUGUGCUCUAUUAUGGGAUUGCCAUGGUUUGUUGCAGCCACUGUCCUCUCUAUUUCCCAUGUGAAUAGCUUAAAACUGGAAUCAGAGUGCUCCGCUCCAGGGGAGCAGCCAAAGUUUCUUGGAAUCCGGGAGCAAAGAGUCACAGGGCUCAUGAUUUUUAUCCUUAUGGGCUCAUCUGUCUUUUUGACAAGUAUCCUGAAGUUUAUUCCUAUGCCAGUACUUUAUGGAGUAUUUCUUUACAUGGGUGCUUCAUCUCUAAAGGGAAUUCAGCUUUUUGACAGGAUAAAGUUAUUCUGGAUGCCUGCAAAGCAUCAGCCAGAUUUUAUUUAUCUGAGGCAUGUUCCUCUUAGAAAGGUCCAUCUCUUCACUGUAAUUCAGCUGAGUUGUCUUGUGCUUCUGUGGAUUAUAAAGGUUUCAAGAGCUGCCAUUGUCUUUCCUAUGAUGGUCCUAGCUUUGGUAUUUGUCCGAAAACUCAUGGAUUUUUUUUUUACUAAGCGGGAGCUCAGUUGGUUAGAUGAUUUGAUGCCUGAGAGCAAGAAAAAGAAACUGGAAGAUGCUGAGAAAGAGGAAGAGCAAAGUAUGUUAGCAAUGGAAGAGGAAGGGACUGUUCAGUUACCACUAGAAGGACAUUACAGAGAUGACCCAUCUGUGAUAAACAUUUCUGAUGAAAUGGCAAAAACUGCUGUGUGGAAGACAUUGUUGAUAUCCUCAGAGAAUGCAAAAGAUAAGGAGUCAAGCUUUCCUUCUAAAAGCUCCCCCUUCCUAAUCACUCUAGAAGCUGAUUGCCCAAAGUUAAGGAAUUAUUCCCAUGAAACCUGUGCUGAAAUCAGAAAAGAGAAGAAAGCUGACUCAGGGAAAGGUGUUGACCGGGAGACUUGUCUAUGACUUGUUCUUCAAUUAAUUUUUUUACAAACAAAUGAAAGGAGUGCCACAAUGACUAAAUAUAAAUGAUUUGACCUUGUAACUUUUUGUCUUUCAUCUCAAACUAGCACAGGUAAUGUAGUGCAAUAUUUGUCUCAUUUCACCUUGUCUACAUUGUCUAGUAUCUGUGUAAAAGUCUGCAGUAGCCAAUGCAAAAAAUCUUCAUGGUCUUUGCUGAUAUUGGCCAUUUAUUAGUAUUUGUAUCAUAAAUUCAGCAAGCAAAGUUUCUUUCAAAUUCAAAUUUCCUGUUAAUAGGUUUGUACUGUAUUUUGCUACUUUUUCUGUGUGAGAAUACUUCAUAAUCUUCAUUCAAGAUGAACUUGAAACCACUUGUUCCAAUUUCUUUCUUUUUUUUUUUUUUUUUUUUAAAUCACCAAACUUGAGUAAAUGAUUUCAGGAGACCCAAACUGACAAGAAAACAUUAAAGAAGUUUUUAAAGCAACAACUGAUCUGACCCUGUGAACAAACUAACAAGGAUAAUCCUUUCUUCCUCAAGCUGUCCUUUUGCAGUUAUGGAUUGCUCUUGCAGUGAGGAUUGCAGGGUCAGAUUCUGUAUUUGUGAAGUUUUCCUUGAUUUAAUACAGUGGAUUUAAUAUUCAAAUUUGUAUGUAACUGGAACAUAGUCAUAUAUAUAUAUAUACAUAUAUAUUAAAAAUAUAUAUUAAAACAUUCUCUUACCUUAGUUGAAAAACACUACCACAUCCUUUGAUGUGAAACAUGGGUACAGUAUUUCUUAAAAUGCAAUCUGUGAUUACAGUAUUUUAUCUUGUAUUGUAUGAAUGUUGCCAUGGUAGGCCAAACAACCGCAUUAUGUCAUUAAUCAAUCCAUUAUUUUAUAAUAGGGAAAAUUUUGUAGAUACAAACUACCCCACAUGCAGUUAUAUCACCUGCCCAAUGAUUUUCCUCUUUAUUAGCUAAAAUACAGCCACAUAAAGGGCGUAUUUAUAUUGUCGUCUCUCUAAUAACAACUAUCAACCUCUUAAUUUCAGAGAUUAAUUGUGUAUAAUACUUAAAUGGGUAUCUUGCUGUUGGUUUAGUUACAGCUCUUCAUUAUUCCAUCAUAUACAUAUUGACUGAAAGAUAAAAACAACAUUGCAAAGUAGAAUAGGGCUUUAAAGCCAUUAGAGAGACAUUUUUCAUAAUGGAUUUUGUUACUGCCUGAUCCUUCAAGCUGUUCUUUUGUGUAAAACCAGGACUGUGAGAUCAGGUAUUGAAUUAAUAGACAUGUGGAGCAAAAGUUUUAUUGCGUUAUUUGGAAUUCACUGAUUUUUAAAUUUUUUUAAAAUAAAUUUUUAAAUUAUUAAAUGAAAGCUAACUCUCAAUUAUUAUGCUAUUACUUUGAAUCCUACAACUAAGAAUUACAGUCUUGUAAUCUUUAUAACAACUCAUCCACAGAGCUCUAACAUUCCCCAGCUUUCCAAAAUACAAUCAUCCUUCUGUAGACCUCAUGUGAACAACUUUUCACAUCCAGCACAUUUAAAGUAUUCCUGCUAAUGUUUUUGUGUGUAUGAGUGUGUUUUACUACUUUAGCCAUAAAUAACUGCAUUUUGCUGCAAACUAAUAGGGUCACUGUUCUAAAUUUGACUUAGCAUUAUCAAAGCCCGUUAAAGGCCAUUUUUAUGGAGAAAAAAAAAAAAAAAUCUAAUGGACACGAAGAAGGAUUUACAUUGAAUUAAAUGUUUGUAUUUGUAAAUUUAGGAAAAAAUGCUGAUGCAUUAAGGUUAAAUGCUUUGUUUUGUGUACUUGAUGAUAAAUUGUAAGAUUCCAAUUGUUUUAAGGUUAGUAUAGCAGUUCAAUACUGGUUUGUCCCGGAAGCUGCCUGGUGGUGUUUUAAUAUGUUGCUUUGUUACAGAUAAUGUAUACAAUUGAAACAUAUUAGUUUCACUUGACCAACUCUUAGAAUAUUAAGAAAUCAGUGUAUUCAAUGGCAUUCUGUAUUUCUGUUCAGUAUUUCAGAGUGGUUUUAUUUCAAAACAGUCACUCUGUUCUUGUGUGAAUUUAAAUGCUAUUACAAUGUUAAUCUUAACAUUCUGAAAUCACACACAAUAUAAAGGAAAUGUAGUGCUAUAUUUACUUCUAAUUUCAUAUUCCUGGUCAAAAUUACUCAAUUUCUUGGAUGUAAUUUAUUACAAAACUUUAUGUGUACAUGUGAAUAGACUAUUGUGUUUUUCACAAUUAAGAAAUGUUAUGUGAAAAUAAAUAUUUAUCCUAACUAA
Harpia harpyja (harpy eagle) is the source of this 6151-nucleotide messenger RNA. RefSeq names its product solute carrier family 4 member 10 (gene SLC4A10). The coding region runs from base 534 to 3899 and encodes 1121 amino acids. The record is from RefSeq and is a predicted model, not a curated record. The transcript is spliced from 28 exons. NCBI's taxonomy places the organism in Eukaryota, Metazoa, Chordata, Aves, Accipitriformes, Accipitridae. Gene Ontology annotation, biological process: bicarbonate transport; monoatomic anion transport; transmembrane transport. Gene Ontology annotation, molecular function: sodium:bicarbonate symporter activity; monoatomic anion transmembrane transporter activity; solute:inorganic anion antiporter activity. Gene Ontology annotation, cellular component: plasma membrane; basolateral plasma membrane.